Messenger RNA from Cuscuta epithymum, 1840 nucleotides. Lineage: Eukaryota; Viridiplantae; Streptophyta; Magnoliopsida; Solanales; Convolvulaceae. The record is from the annotation of a GenBank genome assembly.
UUGGGAAUGGCUAGUGCUUUGGAGACGCUAUGCGGGCAAGCAUUUGGGGCGAAGAAGUACAGCAUGUUGGGAAUAUAUCUGCAACGGUCAUGGGUGGUUUUGUUAAUGUUAUGCGUCGUGAUGAUGCCGCUGUUCUUAUACGCGACGCCGUUGCUGAAGCUUUUGGGGCAGCCGGACGACGUGUCGGAGCUUUCCGGCGUGGUGGUUGUGGCCUUCAUUCCGAUGCACUUCUGCUUCGCUCUGCAGUUCCCGCUGCAGAGGUUCCUGCAGAGCCAGCUGAAGAAUCCGGUUAUUGCCAUUGUGAAUUUGGUGGCGUUCAUUGUGCAUUGUCUGGUAAGCUGGUUGAUUGUUUACCGGCUUCGGCUCGGAGUCGUAGCCAUCGCCAUGACAUUGAACUUCUCCUGGUUCGUUAUCUUCUUUGGGCUGUUUAGCUACGCCGUCUGCGGCGGGUGCCCGCUCACCUGGCCCGGUUUCUCCGUCCAAGCUUUCUCAGGUCUUUGGGAUUUCUUUAAACUCUCUGUUUCUUCUGGAGUCAUGCUCUGCUUGGAGAAUUGGUACUACAAAGUUCUGAUAGUGAUGACAGGCAACUUGGAAAACGCUAAAAUUGCUGUCGAUGCAUUGUCUAUUUGCAUGAGCAUUAAUGGCUGGGAACUGAUGAUUCCACUUGGAUUCUUUGCUGGAACUGGAGUAAGGGUGGCAAAUGAGUUGGGAGCUGGGAGUGGAAAAGGAGCUAAAUUUGCUGCACUCGUAUCAGUGGUACAUUCAACUAUCAUCGGUUUGAUCUUUUGGGUGUUAAUCCUCAUCUUUGAUGACAAGUUUGCCCUAAUUUUCUCAUCGAGCAAACCUGUCCUAGAAGCUGUCAGCCACCUCUCAAUUCUCUUGGCUUUCACUAUUCUGCUCAAUAGCAUUCAACCAGUUCUAUCAGGAGUUGCUGUUGGAUCUGGAUGGCAAGCGUAUGUAGCUUACAUAAACCUUGGAUGCUACUAUUUACUGGGAAUCCCUCUCGGCAUUAUAAUGGGAUGGGUGUUUCACCAAGGCGUCAUGGGAAUAUGGGCUGGAAUGAUCUUUGGUGGAACUGCAGUGCAAACUCUAAUUUUGUGUAUAAUCACAUUACGUUGUGAUUGGAAAAAAGAGGCUCAGAAAGCAAAUCAACACAUUGAGAAAUGGGAAGGAGUAGGUCACAACGCAGAGUAGAAGUUUGGAAUUGGCAUUGUCGUAUAACUAUAAUAUGACAAAAGUUCACCUAAAUUUAUGUAUUUGGACGUUCAGUCUAUUGAAGAAAUGGAUUACCAUUCAUUUCAAGGAGGUUAAAAUGGUAUUUGUUUAGUGGCUUUGAUGCCUUGAUUGUUUAGGAAAGCAAUGGUAGGGCUUUCAAAAUCAGAGGUUGAAAACUGUGAUGAGAGCUUCAUAAACAAAUCAUCAAAAUUUUCAAUGUUGGCAAAAGCGUCACUGCCGUUGGGAUAUAUAGCUAGUGGUCUCUCAAAGUUGACCAUGGCUCAUGGUCGGAAGAAAGGGAAAAGAUACAUUAGCUUUUUAGGAGUUUCACAAACCGAUUGAUACGACCUCAAAGUUGACCAUGGCUCGUUGUGAGGUCGUGAGGAGCUCUAGGUUGGCAAAGGAACAUCAUAUGUAAAAAAUUCAAAACUCAUUUGAUACGACCUUUUAAGGAUAAGUGGUCGAGUAUGUUUUGCAAGGAUAAGUCCUUUUAACUACAUUUUAGCAUUUUGUAUUAUUUAAAAGCAUUUUGUAUUAUUUAACUGUGCAGUUAAAAGCGCAGUUAUCUUCAAGAAUUCAAUUGAGUGCCUUCCCGAUUAAGUUGUUACCUGAAAUUUGGUAUGAG